AUGUUACGUGACUCUUUGAUUAGACAGCAAGUUGAUUCCCGACUAAUGAAUGAUUUCUAUGUCAGCAGGUACUAUAUGAAUUUUCUAUCUGAUUCUAAUAGAUUGUGUACACAGUCCUCCAAUGGAUCAACCUCGUCCCAUCCGAAAACUGAACUGAUCAACAAAAUAACCGUACUCCCAUACGAAAGAAUAUCUGCGAGCCAAUCUUGUGUUUCUACAAGCCACCAGAGUUUUGUCAAAGAAACUGCAAAUAAAAAUGUGGACGAGAACAAAGAAUCACAAAAUCAUAAUAAAGCUGAAAUUAAAGAUGCGAAUAAUUCAUCAAAUGUCGCCGGUUAUCACCAGGAUUUUAGUAAGUGCGUGUCAGAACAGAAUGUACAGAACUCUACAUUUUACACCCCGACCACUCCACACGGCAGUGUCCUCUGUUCGAACCUACCUUCUUUAAAUAAUUCAAAAAUGAUUUUACCUAAAGCUUACUGUUUGCCAAACAAUGCCACCGCUCCUUUAGCAUAUAUGCAAAAUUCAUACCAUGCAAAUUGUCUAACGACAGAAGGGAAUUUGCUUGGAAGUGCAUCGGUAUUCGUUCCUAACCUUGGAGCUAUUCUCAAUAGGUUCCGGACGCGGCGAACGUUAGAUAAUUAUGAUCCUGCUCAUAAAAAAUGCUCGAUGGAUGUUUUGCAGUACAUUUAUACAAAUUUUUUGGAUCAGACAUCGUGUGACGUCAUCGUUAGGACCAGAGAUGGCGACAUUAUGUGUCAUCAACUUGUUCUGGGGACUUACAGUCCCACAAUUGAUUCAUAUCUGAAAAAUUCAAAAAAAAAUCUUCAAAAUACACUUUUAAUAAAAAUCCAAGAUUGCUCCCUGGAGGCCGUAGCCGAUUCUUUAAACUUCUUGUACACGACAGACAUCCUACUCAACUGUUUGAACAUUGGUUUCAUUACCGAUGUUUCAACUCAGUUAGAUUUAACGCUUUUAUGCAGGUUGUGUAACGAUUACCUGGUUCAAACCGUUGAAAUCGACAACGCUUUUUUGCACUUGUCUGUAGCUUUAAACAACAAUUUCAUCGGGGCUAUCGAAAUUUUAAAAUUCAUAGCCUUGAAUUUUUACGACUUGAUUGAACACGAGCACCUCAUGAUCUUGCCGUAUGAUAAAUUUUUAACAAUCAUCACGCAUCCCAUGCUAUCAGCAAAAGAAAUAGAAGUGUUCCGAGCAGUUGUUAACUGGGUGAACUGUAAUAGGCCAGGCAGGAUCCAACACGCAAGGAGUUUGCUGGGGAUGAUCCGAUUCAAUCUCAUCGACCCUGGAGAACUUGUGUCAGAUGUUGAAAUGCAAGAUUGGAUAUUUACGGAUUCUAACUGCAAAAACAUAAUUUUAGAAGCCUACAAGUAUAUCAUUUUUAAAUAA
Helobdella robusta is the source of this 1407-nucleotide messenger RNA. RefSeq lists its product as hypothetical. The record is from RefSeq and is a predicted model, not a curated record. Gene Ontology annotation, molecular function: protein binding. Lineage: Eukaryota; Metazoa; Annelida; Clitellata; Rhynchobdellida; Glossiphoniidae. The coding region runs from base 1 to 1407 and encodes 468 amino acids. The transcript has a single exon.